Molecule: messenger RNA, 1191 nt
Organism: Camelina sativa (false flax)
Lineage: Eukaryota; Viridiplantae; Streptophyta; Magnoliopsida; Brassicales; Brassicaceae
Source: RefSeq, a predicted model, not a curated record
AUGGAAUACUGGAAGGCGUAUCGGACACUACGACAUGCUCGUCAAUUGGUCAGGGGUAGUCUAGAGAGUGGUUAUAUGCAGCUAAAUACUUACUUGUACAUGUUAAAGAGGGCAAAUUCAGGAACAUAUACGCAGCUUGAACUUGAUGAUGCUGAUAGAUUUAACUACUUGUUCCUAGCAUAUGGUGUAAGCUUGAAUGGAUUUCCUUUCAUGAGGAAAGUGUUGGUUGUUGAUGGUACGUUUUUACAAGGAAAAUACAAAGGGACACUUCUGACGGCAACAUCUCAAGAUGGCAAUUUUCAGAUAUUUCAAAUAGCAUGGGCCGUGGUUGAUACCGAAAAUGAUGAAUCAUGGGACUGGUUUUUCAAGCAACUCGGGUGUGUGAUAUCAAAUGACGAAGGUCUAGCCAUAAUUUAUGAUAGGCACAAAUCUAUUGGAAAAGCAAUUAAGGAGGUUUAUUCGAAAUCUAGCAGGGGAAUAUGUACAUACCAUUUGUACAAAAAUAUUUUGGUUCGAUUUAAAGGUUGGGAAGCAUUUGGUUUGGUUAAGAAGGCGGCAAGUGCUUACAGAGUAGUCGAUUUUCAGUCCAUUUUUGAUCAGAUUGAAGCUUUGAAUCCUGCACUUCAUGAUUACCUUGUCCAAGCUGAUGUGCGACUCUGGACACGUGCACAUUUCCCUGGUGAUAGGUACAACUUGCUUACUAGUAACAUUGCAGAAUCAAUGAAUACGAGUCGUGUAGAGUAUGCUAAGCUACUUACUGUGCAAGAUAUAGAUGCUAAUCAAGUACAAGUUACAAGUGGAUCAUCUCUCCACGUUGUAAAUUUGAAAUAUAGAAGGUGUACAUGUCGCAGGUUUGACUUGGAGAAGUUGCCUUGUGCACAUGCGAUUGCGGCUUGUGAAAAGAGGAAAACAUCUCGAAUAAGGAUGUGUCAUCCUUAUUUCCGUAGAAUCUACUUGUGUGAUUCCUAUGCAACUGCCAUCAUGCCAAGAGAUUUUGGUACACCAGUUCCUGAACAAGUUGCAAGCAAGGUUGCUUUACCACCGAUACCUAAAAACAAACCUGGAAGGCCAAAGAAUUUAAGAAUGAAGUCUGCUUUGGAGAUUGCGAUGAAAAGGAAAAAGCCAAGAAAACAAUACACUUGUGGUAAUUGCAAUCAAGUAGGACAUAAUCGAAAGACAUGUAAUAACUAG